Molecule: messenger RNA, 1026 nt
Organism: Setaria italica (foxtail millet)
Lineage: Eukaryota; Viridiplantae; Streptophyta; Magnoliopsida; Poales; Poaceae
Product: protein STRICTOSIDINE SYNTHASE-LIKE 10
Exons: 1
Coding region: 1-1026 (341 amino acids)
Biological process (GO): biosynthetic process
Molecular function (GO): strictosidine synthase activity
Source: RefSeq, a predicted model, not a curated record
AUGGAGAAGACGUCGACGCUGCCUCUGGUCGCGAUCUUGCUCGCCGUAUUGCUGCUCCUACCGUCUGCUGCCUUGGCCGCCGUAGCCAAGGCCAUCGACGCGAGCAAGACCCAGCGCCUGCAGCUGCCCGACGAUCUGAUCGGACCUGAGAGCGUCGCGUUCGACGCGCACGGCUCCGGCCCAUACGUCAGCAUCUCGGACGGCCGCGUCCUCAAGUAUGAUGGCGAAGGUGCCGGAUGGAAGACGUUCGCGUACAGUCCCAGCUACACCAAGAAUAAGUGCGACGAGUUCUCUGAGCUCCCGGCAGUCGCCACGGAGAGCUCUUGCGGCCGACCGCUUGGUCUCCGGUUCCACAACAACUCCGGCAAUCUCUACAUAGCCGAUGCGUACAUGGGGCUGAUGCGUGUCGGGCCCAACGGCGGAGAGGCGACUGUGCUCGCGACGGAGGCCGGUGGUGCGCCAUUGCGCUUCACCAACGGCGUGGACAUCGAUCAGGUCACCGGUGACGUCUACUUUACCGACAGUAGUAAGACAUAUACACGGGCACAACAUCAGAUGGUCACCACGUCUGGAGACUCGACCGGACGCAUCAUGAAAUACGAUCCACAGACUAAUCAAGUCACCGUUCUUCAGUCCGGCGUCACGUAUCCCAAUGGUAUCGCCAUCAGCGCUGAUAGGACCCACCUUAUCAUCGCCCUUACGGGACCAUGCAAGCUAAUGAGGUAUUGGAUUCGAGGGCCUAAGACCAACACGUCUGAGCCGUUUGCUGAUCUCCCGGGAUACCCUGACAAUGUGAGGCCCGAUGGAAAGGAAGGGUACUGGGUGGCGCUGCAUCGGGAGAAGUUCGAGCUUCCGUUUGGUUUGGAUACACAUCUACUUGCCGUUAGAAUUGGAGCUGAAGGUGAAAAGCUGCAAGAGAUGAAGGGACCCAAGAACGUAAGGCCGACUGAAGUGGUGGAGCGAGAUGGUGGCAAAAUAUAUCUAGGUUCCGUGGAGUUGUCAUACGUCGGCAUCGUUAGCACGUAG